Salarias fasciatus (jewelled blenny) is the source of this 1323-nucleotide messenger RNA. Its product is annotated as major histocompatibility complex class I-related gene protein-like. Gene Ontology annotation, cellular component: external side of plasma membrane. NCBI's taxonomy places the organism in Eukaryota, Metazoa, Chordata, Actinopteri, Blenniiformes, Blenniidae. The transcript has 10 exons. Gene Ontology annotation, biological process: immune response. Bases 22 to 1083 code for a protein of 353 amino acids. The record is from RefSeq and is a predicted model, not a curated record.
UUCAGAUCUGGACAGGUGAACAUGCAGCUCUUCCUGGCUCUCUGCUUUCUGCUGGGAAUCCCCAGCGGGGCUCCAGACAUUCACUCUCUCAAGUAUUUCUUCACUGCAGCCUCCAAUGUUCCAAACUUUCCAGAGUUUGUGAAUGUUGGUUUGGUGGAUGAAGUUGAGAUUUCUCACUAUGACAGCAACACCAGGAGAAAAGUUCCCAAACAGGACUGGAUGAAUAAAGUCACAGAAGAAGAUCCAGAGUACUGGGAGAGAUACACUGAAAGGAAUUUGGGACGUCAGCAAACCUUCAAAGCAAACAUCGAGAUCUUGAAGCAGCAUUUGAACCAAACUGGAGGUGUUCACAUCUACCAGUGGAUGGUCGGUUGUGAAUGGGACGAUGAAACUGAUGAAGUGGUGAAUGCAUUUGAUCAAGAUGGUUACGAUGGAGAAGAUUUCAUCUCUUUCGACCUGAAGACAGAAACAUGGAUCACUCCAGUUCCUCAGGCUGUUCCCACCAAACACAAGUGGAACAGUAACAAAGCAGAGAUGGAUUAUCGUAAGCACUACCUGACCACAGAAUGUGUUGACUGGCUGAAGAAGUAUGUGGAGUUUGGUCGGAGCUCACUGAUGAGAAAAGAUCUUCCCUCAGUGUCUCUCCUCCAGAAGACUCCCUCCUCUCCGCUCACCUGCCACGCUACAGGUUUCUACCCCGACAGAGCCGACUUGUUCUGGAAGAAAGACGAGGAGGAGCUCCAUGAGGACGUGGUCAAAGGAGAGAUCCUCCCCAACCAUGACGGGAGCUUCCAGAUGAGCGUUGAUCUGGAUCUUUCAGGGCUCAAAGAUGAAGACUGGGGGAGGUACAGCUGUGUGUUUCAUCUGGCUGGAGGACAGGAAGUCUCCAAGAGACUGGACAAACGGGACAUCAGGACCAACUGGAAGACAAAUGAUGGAGGGUUUCCCACUGGAGCUGCUGCUGGAGGAGUGUUGGGAGCGAUUGCUGUUGUGGUCCUGGCAGGCAUUGGAUUCAUCAUCUACAAGAAGAAACAUCCUAACGGGUCCAGUAGUACCAGCACCUCUGAAACUUCCUCUUCAUGAGAAGAUCCAGCCGUGAAGAAAAAGCCCCUAAAAGAAGCCCCCCCUGGACCAGAUGUCUGGAGGGUUCCUCACUCCAGGAGCUCCAGAGAAGAGCAUGAGGGACAGAGCUGAGCAGCAAACAGUAAAGUCCAGGGGGGGUUCUCUCCUCUGGAUGCUGAUGUGUUGCAGUGGAGGAAAGAACAGCUGGAUCUUCCACUGCUUUCCAAACUGGCCUCCAGCUGCUGUCCAUCCCUGCAACAA